Trichoderma harzianum CBS 226.95 is the source of this 2572-nucleotide messenger RNA. RefSeq lists its product as hypothetical. NCBI's taxonomy places the organism in Eukaryota, Fungi, Ascomycota, Sordariomycetes, Hypocreales, Hypocreaceae. Gene Ontology annotation, molecular function: DNA-binding transcription factor activity, RNA polymerase II-specific; zinc ion binding. Bases 303 to 2153 code for a protein of 616 amino acids. Gene Ontology annotation, biological process: regulation of DNA-templated transcription. The transcript is spliced from 5 exons. The record is from RefSeq and is a predicted model, not a curated record.
CUUCAUCAUCGGUCUUCAAGACUUCCGUGUCGCUGUUGAUUUGUCCCGAGUUACUUGUGUUUGUCUGAUCCAAAGAUUGCCCCAAACCAACCCGCAAGUGAUCUUAGCACCUGGGGCUAAGCAGACGCCACACCCCGCGACAAUCAUCUUGUAUCGAAUCUGCAAAAGCAUCUGCUACAUAAGACUCCCAACGUCUAGCUGUCUGGACAAAACAAAACAAGACAAUUUUUUAGAAUACAGCGAGAUCUUCGCUCUCUCCCAUCUCCCCGCCUCUCCGGGCGUCACAGCAUGCGGCGGCCAAGAUGACCUCGAAAAGGCCGCAAUGCUGGGAGUGUCAACGCCGCGAUUCGCCGUGCGACGGCAGGAUUCCGAUCUGCGGCAACUGCAGCGACGCCGGCAUGGUCUGUCCUGGCUACAACAACGCCAGGCCGCUCACGUGGCUGCCCACGGGCAAAGUAUCGCGGCUUCAGAAGCAAAAGGUCAAGAGCCGAAGCGCGGCGCCAGCGACAAACAGGCGCUUCAAGCAGAGCCCAGCAGCUUUGACGGCUCGAGCAUCGUCGACGCCGGAACGGGGCGCCUCGGCUUCGGUGGCGAGCACGCCGCCGAGGGCGCGGAGAAGGAAGGGCAGCAGCAGCACUAACAGCAAUACUAUCAAGGAUGGUAAAGCCAAAGCCAACAGCAGCAUUAGCGACACCAACGGUCCCAAUACUAGCAGCAGCGGCAGCGAUCGGAGCAGCGAUGCCGGCACCAUCUCGGAGGCGUCUCCGGGCGACUCGACCUCGAGCCUGGUGGCGGCCACCAAGAAGACGGGCAUUCGCAGCGACGAUGGCCAUCGCGAGGACCGGAACGAGGAUGGAUUGCUCAAGGAAAAGGACUCGCAGCUUCAGCUCGUUGCCAGCAGGGCGCAAUUCGGCUCUGCCAGCAGUUCCAGUUCCAGGCAAAUCCAUGUGGCGCACAUCCCGCCAGAUCUGCGGCCAGAGCAGUGGGAUUUCGUAGAUGCGAUCCAAUACUAUAACAAUCUGCUACUGCCAAAGAUGCGUGCAAGGCAGAUUGUCCAGAAUCCCGCCUGGGGAGGCGAGCUGAGCGGUGAAGCUCUCCAAUCUCUCACGGCCGCAAACCGCCACUGCAUUCUAGCUAUAGCCGUUGGGUACCGCAUCAUGUGCGUGUCCAUCAUCCACGGCUUGGAUCUGGAGCCGUCGACUUCGGGCCCGGCGUCUCACCUAUGGCAGGAAUUCUACCGCCACAUCGGCAAAUCUAUCCGGGCCCUCAACGAUGAGAUUCAACAAAGCUACCCGGGGAACGUCUUCAACAUAUUCUCCAGCAUGGCCCACUUGAUGAGCGCAGAGGUUCUCGUCUCUAAUUCGUUGUCAUGGCGCCUUCACGCCGAUGGCUACCUUAUGUUGAUCAAACAUUGCGGGGGGCUAAGGAAGCUGAUGGACUCGUCCACCACACCGUUGUUGAUGCAGAGCUUUGUCAUUGGCAUCACCGUCUUCAACACCACCAGCCCUAGCCACUCGCAGAUGGUCGAUGCCUGCAACUUUGACGUUGACGAUGUCAUGGCCCUAUAUGAAAUCGGCAGCACCCCGUUAUUCUACUGUCCCGCGCCCCUGUUUAGAGAAAUAUUCCUCAUCAACCGCCUCAGGCUAGAUGCUGCAGUUUCCGACGGCUCCUCUGAGCCUAGUCUCUGUGAUAUACUUCAGCGAGUCGACAUGUAUUCCGUCCCGCUCAUGAACGACUCCAUAGACGAGACGAAAGCCAACGCUCUGCUCUUCAUCUCGCUUCUUUUCAAAUCCUCAGUGGCUGUCUUUGCCGCCCUGACGUUACCUUGUACCUCGCAGUGCUCAUCUUCCAGGCCGUGUGCAGACUUACAAAAGGUUCACCGAGCCAACCUCUUCCAUCUUCUCGAUACUACGGCCGAAUUCCUACCGCUGCUUGAUCAUAUCCUGUGGCCUGUGGUAGUGGCUGGCACUGCCGCCGCGACAGGAACCGUCGAAAACCAGAUGCUGGUGGAAAUGUACCUGCUGAAUGGCGUGCGAGAUCCCUUCACUGGGGGCUGUACCGGCGCUGCGUUGGCGACAAUGAGGAAGUUCUGGGCCUCGGGCAAGACGGAGUGGGAUGAGUGCUUUGAUCAGCCACAUGCGUGGAUGAUAUAACAUUUACAAGCAGUUCAACCCCAACUACGGCUACUUAUAUCGAGAUUGAACGGAUGGCUUCGACAGUUGAGGCUUAACAGAUGCUCACGAUACCUGUACUCAACGAUGACAUUGACGUUUACUUUGAUUGAUAGAAAUACGUUUUUUCACCUGGCUAUACCGGUGUUUCCAACUCACAAGAUAUAGUUUCCCGAAAUCAUCUACAUCCAGCCAAGGGGCUUGUUGCAUUUUACGGACAAACAAAAAAGAGGAGAAACUCGAAAGAAAAGAAAUUAUAAUAAUAUGUCCAUAAGAAUCAUUAGAGUGUUCUUCAUUCUAUUCGAAAACUUGAAAGGGGAGCGGAAUAUUUGCAGCAGAUGCGGCUGAUUACGACUUAAUGCGAGCGUGGCGGCCGAUCUGUUUUUUUUUUUUUUUUUUUU